Messenger RNA from Phanerochaete carnosa HHB-10118-sp, 2032 nucleotides. RefSeq lists its product as uncharacterized. The record is from RefSeq and is a predicted model, not a curated record. Bases 77 to 1897 code for a protein of 606 amino acids. The transcript has 5 exons. NCBI's taxonomy places the organism in Eukaryota, Fungi, Basidiomycota, Agaricomycetes, Polyporales, Phanerochaetaceae.
UCAAAGCUCAUAACACUAGCAGCGACUUCUACGGGCCCCCGCACAUUAGGAAGAUACUUCACCUGUGUCUGUAGCAAUGCCCGGCCCACGCAAUUGGGCGUCGCCGCCUACGCGACGAGAGGUUACACUGUUAAUAUUCUCUCUGACAGUGUUUGUGCUGUCGUAUAACCUGGAGACGUCGCUUCGGAUGGCGGGCGUGAGCCCAGCCAAGCUGGCCAACUCCAGAUACCUCAGUGCCGUGAUCUCAGACCCAGGCUUUGAGCGAGACGGCCGAAGGCCGACAGCAUGGCGAGACGAUCUGGAGAACCUGAUCGCUGGAGAGUGGACUUGGGAAGAGGGGCAGAUUGCUGGUGUGGAACGCGGUGAAGUUGGACUAGUGGGCGCGGGCACGUCCCAGAAGACAAUAUACAACGUGGGCCACAAAAAGGCAGGUCGGAGUGCGACCAGGGAGGACCCAGGAGUCGGGACGACCAAGGGCACGACUGUCAAUGAGCAGUUCACACGAUGGGAGAAGGACAUCCCGAAGACAACCGCUAUUGCACAUGUACCAGGCUACACGAUUCUAGACAAUGUGUUUAUAUUGAAUGGCACAUUCUUCCUUGUGACGGAGGAUCCUCUGUCGCUACCGAGGCUCGGCGCCAUCGCCUCUUCAGGACUGAACCCAGGCCAUCCUCCACGUCUACAAGAUUGGCGUAUCCUUACGCCCGAGGAGGCUACUGUGAUUCUUGGGCCAUUUGGCGGACACAUCAAGCACGUAACAUGGCUGUCAACUGAGCCUGCGAACGCACAGGACCCGUAUACGCUUUUCUCUCUAUUCCGCACACACAGCUAUCUUGCUACCUCGCAUCAAUCAACGACUAUCUCCUCGUCAGGACUCCGUGUCAUCUCCCCAGAUAGUACAAAUAGCGAUCUCGGAAGCGGGAGCGUUCCACCUCCAGUUCGCCUCUGGUUCCCGCGUAUACCCACGUUCGCCGGUCCCCACGUCCCAGUCGACAAUGCUCAUCCGCUACCCAGGGCAAGGUCCUACAACGGACUUCACCCCAUGCUCCUCAAGGCCGCGUUCCCCACGAUCGAAGUCAUGUACUCGGAAGACUGGCAGGACUUCGCCGAUAUGCAACUCCCGUAUGUUCUUGAGCGCGUCGUCAUUGCAGACCGCGGUGCGGCCGAGCGCAACAGCGCCGACUGGACCUCGAAGUGGGCACCUGCCCCAUCUCGCGCUGGCGCCAGUGAUGAGCUGCGGAAGCGCCAGGGAGCCGAAGAUGGCCUGCCUGCAUGGGCCGCGCCCUUCGUCGGCUUCGACGUUCCCGAAGACUGGUGGGCGCCCGUACGCGCUGCGCUCCUGUCGUACUUGGGUCUCCCAACGGAGCCGGAACAGAAGGAAAAGCCCGUAGUGACGUUUGUGUCGAUGCAGGAGGAGCCGUACGAGGCGGGCGCGCACAUCCGGACCGAGGACCACCCAGAGCUGGUCGACGGCCUCCAGAAGCUGCAACGCGAGGGUGUCAUCUCUGAGCUCCACAUCGUGCGUGCGAAUGGCACAAAGGAGAACUGGGACGAGAGGAUGAGGGCGAUCACACGCUCGGACAUUAUGCUUGGCGCAUUUGGCCCCAACCUCGCAGACAGCCUGUUCAUGCACGCAUCGGGCGCGACGAGCCAGGCUGGAACUCCAGCGCCGCUGCUUAUGGAGUUCUACCCCUCGGGUACGUUCCUAAAAGACCGCGAAUUUUCGGCACGCACGCUUGGGAUGCGCUACAUGGCGUGGUGGGAAGCAAGGAAAUUCAGCGGCGCAUCUCUGCCCCCUGUGAUGGGCUUGCGGAAUGGCCAAAGCCAGUGGGUGACCGUGGAUGCAUCUGCCGUACUGCAGGAGAUCAGAGCAGAAGCGCGACGCUUCAGCACAUGACACUAUUCUUGAGACUUGGGGUCUCUAAUGCACUAUGUUACUAAUUUAUGUCUGUAAUGACCGGAACUAUCUGGGUGGCUACGACGAAGCCAAUGUGAACGCUCCGUCUGAAAGCUACAGUGGCGUCGCUCGAAC